Molecule: messenger RNA, 1887 nt
Organism: Carassius auratus (goldfish)
Lineage: Eukaryota; Metazoa; Chordata; Actinopteri; Cypriniformes; Cyprinidae
Product: pleckstrin homology domain-containing family S member 1-like
Exons: 11
Coding region: 360-1367 (335 amino acids)
Source: RefSeq, a predicted model, not a curated record
GUAUGUGUACAUGUUUCUCAGCGUACUGCAUGUGCAUCAGAAGCUAAAUGUCUUUUUGUAUCUUUCCACAAUACCUCAAUGCUAUGAACACGUUUGUCUGGUAUGACAGAGAUAAUGGGAGGGAUCUUAAACCUGGGCUCACAUAUAACCAGAACCAACUCUUUCCAGCAUAACACUCUGGAAGAAACAAAAAGCAUCUAGCAUUGGGAGAACUGAAUACCUUUCAGAGGACAUUAUUUUUACCGUGACACAAGAACUCAAGUUACGACAUCAGGAUGUCCAACAAGAAAACAUGUUAAGUCUAAAAUGUCUUAUUAAAAGUGAAAUAAUCAAGGCUAAAUAGAAUUGAGCACUGUUUAAUGCUGAUUAGCUUUAAUUAUGUUUCUGCAGAAGCAGCUGCAAAAAUGUACAAUGAACCAGUGAUGGAGGAACUGUACACUGGAUACCUGCACAAGUCCCCCCCUCCAACGGCCCUGAAUAAAACUACUAAAUCAUGGAAGCGUCGUUUCUUUGUGCUCUCCAAAACACGUGAAGACUCCUACUAUCUGACAUAUCAUGAAAACGAAAAGAGAGACAAGACUUUGGGAGAGAUAGACCUUUCUAAGAUCAGCUUGCUGUUUAUUGGCCCUGAGGCACAUCAGAAGUGGGACUGGAUCCAGAAAAACUUCAAGUGUUUUCUAUCCAGUGUGCUGUUCUUAAAGGUGGAAGAUGAUACACUAAAACAAGCUAGAGAAUAUUUCCUCAUUGGAGAAAACAGGGAUGAAGUGGAGGGUUUGCACACUGCCAUAGACAAGGUAAUGAAGAUCCAGAAAUCACAAAAUAAACUGCAACAUACAGACGCUUCUAACCUACAGAAGGACAAGAAAUUUAGAUCACGGUCUGUACCUGUGAGCGCUUUAGAUCUAAAGUACAAGAGUUGGUCAACAUCUGAAUUAACUUCCCCACAACAAUACAAUCAUCAUGGCAAUCCUCUCAAGUACAGCGAACCUCCAAUACCAAUUACAGUUAUUGAGGAAAAAGAUGCGAAGGAAGGGAAGCAGGAUGAACCUCCAAGGGACAACAAUGAAUACAUGACCAUGGGAUCAGUGCAAAUGGUGUUGGAAGGUGGCCAACAGGAGGAUGACACUGCAUGCAAAAAGAAAACUGAAACACACACACAUGGUGAGAAGGAGAUCUUGACGCAGGAAGAAGGGAAACCAUGUGUGUCUCAGUCGCGUCAGAUUCAGGACUCAAGGGGAGAUCAGAUCCUGGCCACAGGCGGAGUAAAAAAUAUUCAGAAAUGCUUUAAAACUCUGAGCAAGAAUGAGGCAGAACUCCUAGUUCAGCAGUAUCCAAGCAUCUUUCUGAACCCUGGCCACCACACAUGAAACAAAAUCUAAUGCAAAUUCUCUCAUCCCCAUAAAAAAUAUUCAAAAUUUGUACACGUCUAAUUCAAGGUCAAGGGGUCAUUUGCUCAUAUAGGUGGAAAACACGGCGCUACUGGGUAACCGAAGAGGCAACCCGGUUAUCUAAAGUACCUUAUUCUCUCUUGCAUGUACAUUAAUCAUCUAAAUAUGUAUACAAAUGGCAAAUGUACAUGAAAUUGCAUGUGCCAGUGACAGUGGGUACUAUAUUUGUUUGUUUAGAGAACAAGAGUCAAGUAUUACUUCAUAACAGGUUUGAGAGUUACUCCACAGUGAAAAACUAGUUUAACUGUUCGUAUAUUUUAAAGCAGCACUUUACUAUGUAUGUACAUAAAACAUUUCUGUCACUGUGUGUUCUUUAUUUGUUUUGCAAUGCAUGUAACCAGUGACACGCUGCUCCCAAUCAUUAUGCACUGGUUUAAAUGUUCUCAAUAUGAAGAAUUGUUACACUGUGAAAUGUUAUUAAACUUCCCAUUUAACUGUU